GUGUGUGUGUGUGUAUGUGUAUAGUCGCCUCGUCGCCGCCGCCACCGCUGCCGUCGCUGCCGUCUCCGUGAUCGCAACCGUGAUAUUUGUACCGUGAAGCGCCGCACGGCCAGUACAAUGGAGUUACGCGUUGGUAACAAAUACCGACUUGGAAGGAAAAUCGGGAGCGGCUCCUUCGGCGACAUUUACCUAGGCACCAAUAUUUCCACGGGUGAGGAAGUUGCUAUCAAGUUAGAAUGCAUAAAAACACGGCAUCCACAGCUGCACAUAGAAUCCAAAUUUUACAAGAUAAUGCAAGGAGGUGUUGGAAUACCAACUAUAAAAUGGUGUGGAUCAGAAGGUGACUAUAAUGUGAUGGUGAUGGAAUUACUCGGGCCAUCACUGGAGGACUUAUUUAAUUUUUGUUCGAGACGUUUUUCUUUGAAAACAGUACUGCUCCUUGCCGAUCAGUUGAUAAGUAGAACAGAUUACAUUCAUAGCCGCAACUUUAUUCAUCGUGAUAUUAAACCGGACAACUUUCUGAUGGGUCUGGGAAAGAAGGGGAACCUUGUCUACAUUAUCGACUUUGGAUUGGCUAAAAAGUAUCGCGAUGGGCGCACACACAAACAUAUACCGUAUCGAGAAAACAAGAAUCUGACGGGCACGGCUAGAUACGCGAGUAUAAAUACACACUUAGGGAUCGAGCAGUCACGGCGAGACGAUCUUGAAUCUCUGGGCUACGUGCUUAUGUACUUCAAUAGGGGUAGUCUGCCUUGGCAGGGGUUGAAAGCGGCGACCAAGAGACAAAAGUACGAGCGUAUUUCCGAGAAGAAAAUGUCUACUCCCAUAGAAGAACUUUGCAAAGGUUACCCGUUAGAGUUUGCGUCGUAUCUAAGGUAUUGUCGAGACUUGCGUUUCGAGGAAAGGCCGGAUUAUUCGCACCUCCGACAGCUCUUCCGAACGCUGUUCCACGGACAGGGCUUCACUUACGACUACGUCUUCGACUGGAAUAUGCUGAAGUUUGGUAACGCGAGACAACCAACGUUACCUUCUGCGCAGCAAGCGCCUAUGCACUCGCAGCCGUCCAACGCGGCGCUGCCCUCUGGGACCAACAACGAUCAGGAACAUCGAUCAAGGCCCUACACUCGACAAUGUUUACCAAACGCGUCCGUAGCGACGGUGGGACCGACGCUUGGACCGAACGCGAGUCUGAGAGCCAUCCGGCAGAAGCGCGAAAUGGAGACUCACGGCGACCAAGACAAUCAGGACAAGAGUGAUCUUCAAGCGUCGGGUGCGGGUGGCCAAGAGCGAAGGGUCAGCAUGCGGUUGCACCGUAGAGACGCGCUUCUUGCCGCUGCAGGAGAAAUGCAGCCCAAGUCCAAUUUUGGAAGCGCCAAUGCGGUGGUAAUCGCCCCACAUGCCCUGAUGGUCAGGGAAGCGUACAAGCGGGCAAGCGUGCAACACAACAAGUGAAUCAGCAGCAGCAAUAGCGGAAUUAUCAACGUCAUCAUUAUCAGCAGCAGCAGCAGCAGCAGCAGCAACAGCAACAACAGAAGCAGCAGCAGCAGCAGCAACAACGUCACCACCCGUCGAGGGCGGCCGCCUGCGAUCACCGCGACGACCGCUGCGGUAUGGUGUUCCCGCCUGCUGAUGGCCGUUGAGCUCGCGCGUGAUGUCGCGCGAUGACGAUCAGCUGGUGCACAGUGACGCGACGCUAUCACGACUCUCGCGCGACCCCGCGGGGUCACACACACACACACACACACACACACACACACACACACACACACACACACAUACACACACACACACACACACACACACACACACACACACACACACACACAUACACACCGACCUGGGAUAUCAAGUGUGAACAAUGGUCUCGACGUAGUGGUUGGUGGUGGUGGUGGUGGCGGCACCUGUGGUUGCGCGAAGUCCGCGAGGAAGGCCCUCCUCGCGGGGGUAGCGAAAUUCGGCCGCGACUCCUCGUGUCCAGUGGACGAACGAUGAAGGAAAAGACGAGGACAGGAAAAGGCUUGUCGUUUGUGUCGGAAGUGUGCGUUGAAGCCUCUUCCCGAGAAGCGGAAGAACGUGCGCGUUGCAACGGUGCGCGGCUCCGUCGCCGCACAGUAAACAAGAUUCUCAGGCGGAUCACACAACCCGGCCACGAGAGGAUUGUCUCUCCCCAGCGACGAUCGGAGCGAUCGUCUGAGAAGUGGAGAACGCUCUCUCGGCGGCGAUAUCGGACGCGAAAAGUGGACGCUUAAAUCGUGUGAGAACCGUAUCGUGUCUCUCCCUUGCGUAGGACGAUGAAGCGCGAUCGGAGCAAUCGCAAAUGUACAGUACGCGGCUUCGAUGAUGGGGGAAUUCUCGCAGUUGUUCGUUAACAUAUACACGUACGUGCGAGCGAGCGCGCGCGCGCACGCACGCACACACACACACACAUGCAUACACACACAAGAUAAACAUAAUACUUUCGAUUUUCAUUGUUCGCGAUGAGCUAUCGGACUCUGGCUGGCUUUGCUUCCUCUGAAUUCGAAUCUCAUAGAUUUCUAUUCGUAAAUCAUAGGAGAACAACGGAAUACCGCGAAACUAAUAAUAUUCGUCGAGACUUCAGUGGCGUUGCAAUCCGUUCCCGAAAGAUCGGCUCUUGUCGAACGGCGAUAGCGGAACGGUCGAAACAGAAUGCGUGUUUUGAAUUUACGAGCGAGGGAGAGCGAAAGAGAGAGAGAGAAGCUGCGACGAUUCGUUGAAGAUUAUAUUUCGUAUACGUAAUAAUUCACAAAUAUACGACGACGUGUAUUCUAUCUGUAAAUUCGUAUGUUCUAUAACUUUUGAAGAGACUUUUCGUUUUCUUUGUCAUGUCGCAUGAAUUGUGAUUCAUCAGACUUGUUCGUCUGAUCGUGCGUUCACUGACAGUGGGAUACUACCCUCGUGCAAUGUCGUUCGACACUUUCACGAGACGUAAGCCACGCAAGUGUGAACGUAUGCAAAUUCGACACGACUUUGAACCCUCUGUCCCGUUCCAUCCGAUACUUCCGGCUCCGGAUAUAUAUUUGUAUAAAUGUAGAAAUAUCUCGUCGUGUGUAAGUCGCGAAGUGAGACGCGAUGUACAUAGGCGAAACGCGUCGCUAGUAGUUGAUCAGCGGGCGAAGCUGUCAGCGGAUUUUUGCACAAAAGAAGCGAGAGACAGGGAAAGGGAGAGAGAAAGAAUACGACAUCAAUUUUCAGGCGAUCCACGGGGCGAGGUAGCUCCCUGCUGGGAAAAGAUCAAAGCGCAGUCAUGGUGAGAGUCGGACGAACAUGGUGGUGAAAAUUUCGCCAAGAGCGCGUGAUCGACGUAACAUCGAGAACGCAGUGCGUGCAAUUUGUGUGCCGUGGCUCUCGGGAUGAAUCUCGCUUCAGCCCCGCCCGAAUUAACGAAAAAAAGAAGAAAAAAGAAAAACAAAAAUCAUCCAAUAACGCGUUCACGCGUUCGAGAAGAUGAUUCGCCGCGCUCGUCGCGCCGCGAAUUAUUUUCCUUGCGACCUUAGAGUGAUGCCGCGAAUCCUUUUCUACCGCGAGACAAGAGAAAGAAAGGAAAGCUGUCGCUGAAUUGACCGCUCAACCCGAUCCACGGUACUACGCCGGCGUAAUGCCAAAGUCGUUAUCUUUUUUCGCUAAAAAGCUCUAGUUAAACGAUCAUACAGAACGUAGUACAACAGGCACGCAAGAAGGCGGGGAAGUACGUCUAGUUGUAGGGACAAUUUGUUCGGUUGUGUUAGAUAGUAAGAAGAAAAACGUGAUUGCGAGUUUCCGAGGCGCCGAGAGAGAGAUUCUUUCAUCAGCAUCGAUCGGGCGUACUGUACACAGCAGGUGGGCGGCGGUUGCGGAAGCGGUGGCGGUGGCGGUGGCGGUCGUGGCGAUGGUGGUAGUAGUGAUGAUAGGAGCAGUUGUAAUAGUAGUAAUAACGGUAGUGGCGGUGGUGGUGGUGAUAGUAGUAGUAAUAGUAGUAGUAGUAGUAGUGAUAGUAGUAGUAGUGGUGAUGGUGAUGGUAGUGGUAGCAGUAAUAGUAAUAGCAGAGCAGUAGUAGCAAUGGUAGCAUAUCGGUAAUAGUAGAGUAGCGGUAGUAAUAGUGAUAUUAGUAGUAGUAUAGUGGCGGUAAUAAUAAUAAUAACAGUAGUAGUAAAAUAGUAAUGUUAAUGCCAGCAGUGGUAGUGGUAGGAAUUGUGACACGAGUCACACACGCGUUCGCCGUAUUGUUACCGUAAUUUCGAAGUGGCGAGAGAAGCAGGAAUUUCGUCAAACGUGACGCAACGCAUCGUUUAUCAGUAUAGAUGUGACGUCUCUCCGGCCCGUGAUACAAAUCACUCGCACCCUUCUCUUUUGCACGAUAACAAUGCUAAUCGUGAAGGUAAAAGAAAAAAGAGAGGAGAAAGCAAACGAUUUAACGCACGCUCGAAUUGGUUCUGUUCACUGACUGUUGCUUCCCUCUUCUCUUAAUUCUUCUAAUUCCUCCACACACAACAGCAUACUUGAAGGACAUCCUAUCUUCCCUCUUUUUUGAGACUUUUUUGAAACAUGCGUGUUGUGCCCUUCUUAUUUUUUUCUCUCAUUUCUUUCGAAAAAAAUCAACUGGGAUGAAUGAAGAUAUUGUCUCAUGACUGUCGAAAAAGUAAAAAACGCGUAGGAAGGAAUUCGAUGAACACAAUUCUGCUAACGUGUGUGUCUCCGAUGUUUGUAGGUUUAUGUGCGUGGUGUGUGCAUGCGUGAAUGCUUGUUAGUGCAUCCAGUUAGGUGGGAAUGUUUAGCAAGAGUGUGAAGAGGGGAGUAGUAAUGGGAUAAAGAAGAUGAGUAAGGUUCCUGGCUGCCCGCAUGCCUGCCUGCCUGCCUGCUCACCUGCCUGUCCACCUGCCUGCCUGCCUGCCUACCUGGCUUACUCGUGUCCAACAAAUACCAAGAGGAGACGCGUCGUCUUCUGCCGCGUUUAUACAGUAAACCGUAUUUGUAUUUCGCACUUAACAUUGGACACAACCAUCCGAUGUCGUAUUUCAUUUGGCUUGUAUGAAAAUAAAGCGCAAUUUUUCAUUUUUCUCACGCUAUAGCUGCGCGAUUUUAAACGUGGGACACGAAUUGGAAACUUUCGAAUCUGAAUCUCGUUCAAUUGUUUAAUUGUUCAUUAUGAUCGUUUGCACCAGCGGCGCGCGACCAAACUGUCGGUUUCUUUUUUUUUCUACUGAUAUCGCGCUCGAGAAGAACUCUUUUCCUUGUAUUUAUAUUUAUGAGAGAGUAGAACUUAUAUAUUUUUAACUAUCUGUCUUUCUCUCUCUCUCUCUCUCUCUCUCUCUCUCUCAACGCGUCUCAUUCAAGUUGUUCCUCGUUCGUUGUUUGGAAAAGUCUGAACGAUUCGCGCCAGAGAUCAAGAGGAAUCGUCUGACGUCUCGUUCCUAAUUAUUUCCUUAGUUUUAGGAUAUGUUGGUCUGUCCUGAUAUUACAAGUCCUACGUUUCUGUAUAUAAAAAUUCGUGAUAUUGUAUAGGGAAUUGCCAAUAUAAUACUACUAGUACUCUAAGUAAUCGGAACGCUUACAUUAUCAACAGCAGGAGAAUAUCGUUCGCAUGAUGUUGUUGACUUCUCAUGUCAAUUCGAGAUAUAAUCGCGCAACUUUGACACGGCAAAAAUGGAAGAACAUAGGACGCAGCACGCAAACCAAAGAAGGAGAGUAGCGUGAAUACGUGCGACCAUUGAUGGAAGCAAAGAAACAUUGCGAUUACUUAUAGAAUAAUAAAUACAAAUACACGGCGUAUUUGAUCCUCUGCACGAAGAAUCGCACGAUUUUUCUGCAAUAGACAAACGCGUAUGUUUAUUUUGUUCAUCUCACUCGACGAAAUUUCCGUACCAGUGCGUCGCAGCAGUUUGUAUCCCCAUGCGCAGCAGGAAGAGAAGUCGAUCAUUUGCGCGCUAUCGUAACGAUAUAUAAACAGCAAAUGAAAAUCCAAUCGUUCCCUCUUAAUAAUUCUUCGUCCUACUUUCUUCCACUCUCUUGUCUCUACCUUUCCUCUUUCCUCUUUCGGUUUUCUUCCUACUAUAUCUCGUGCAAUGUAGCUUCGCAUAUUGAAGUAGAGAAAACUUGAAGUAGAUAAAAAUUAUACACAACCAUACACGGAUACGAUGUUUUUUUAUGUAUUUUUGUAGAGACUACUACCACCACUACUACCACUACCAUCACCACUAUUACUACCAUUACGUUAUCACCACCACCACCACCAUUACCACUAUUACUAUUGCUACUAUUACUAUUACUACUACUACUACUACUACUACUACUACUACUACUACCAUUACUAGAAAUGAUAAAAAUAUUACUACAACUAUUAUCAUUAAUGCCGCUGCUACUAUUGCAAACGAACUUGUGUAUUAUAUCUGGCAUAGUCGAAUUAUAUUCGGAACGAUCGGGACUGGCGAUCUGGGCUGGGUCGAGGACGAAGCAACAGUACGGCUGGUUUUAGUGUAACUGCCGCGUAUUCUGUUUCAUCACAUUGUACCGAGUCUCUUCUUUCUUUUCUUCUUUUUUUUUUGCAAAUGAACGGCAUCGGGCUGCAACGCGAAUUAGUUAACUAAAACCCGUUUCCAUUUCUAUGACACAUUUUGAGCUGACAUCGUUCCUUCAAGCUUCACGAUAAUGAUAUUUUCAUUACCUCAUGACAUCAAAAUUAAAUAUAACGCAGAGUGAGUAAGCGGUGGCAAACGUUACGAUAGUGUAACAAAUAAGGCCUGUAACAUUUCUCAUUUACGUUUCUAUUGGAUUACAAUCGUCCUCAUGUGUAUGCUACAUCCAAUGUAGCACACUCUCAAUUAAAAUAGAACUGCUCUCUCGUAAGGAAUGGUAAGCUGUAAAUACACUUUUUACAAGAAAAAAGUGAACCUUCUAAUCUACUAUAACUCGAUAUUUAUGAAGCCGUAGGAUUUGUCGAUACAGCUGCUGUAAAUACUAUCGUGCUGUAAUGUUGUGUAAUUAUCUUAAGGGUUUGCUUCAGCUUCAUGAUUACUUUACGUAACAGUAACAUUGAUUUAACAGGAAAUCCGAGACUGGAUACUUUCCUCCUCGAACCGUCUUCUUCUCAUUUCUCCUUCGGACGUAUUCCAUUAGUCCGCCCGAAAAAAAGUUUUCUUGAGCCGACAGCGUUAUUACGAUAGUUACCAAACUUCUGCCCGCCAUGUCGAGGGAAUCACCAUUGCGCACUCCCCGAAUUAUCGCUCCUUUCUCGCGAUUGUCUUCUUUCUCCGCAUUAUUAGAAGAUGAUACGCAUGUUAACGUUACUUAUCGCAAUGUGUAAUCCGUCGUUAUAUACACGUUGAGAAAUGUUAAUCUUGGAAACUAUUUUGAUAGUGAUACACAAAUUGCAUGCACUUGUACAUACGAUAACUCGUCGUCGCGAGUAAUUUGUGGCUUUAAUUUGUGGCUCGCUUGCUGCAUACAUGCGAGAACGCGGUCAUGGAUGUUGGAUCGAGGGAAUUCCGUGCGUAUGUUGCCAUUUUCUUUUUUUUUUCGUUAUGAAAGAGGACAAAUAAAAAGCACUGCCAGCGCGAGCGAAAGUUCUUGCGUUUCCCCAUCACGACUGAGCAGACACGCGGUAAACACAGAACUUGGACCCGUUGCUUCGUCCUCCGUGGGUUAUCGCAAACUCGCCGGGCGAUCAACAAAUUCUGUCGAGAUGAACGAUACUAUGUCGCAGGGAGCGGCGAUGUAAUUCCUCCUCUCGCGCUUUCUUCUUUUCAUUCGUUCGCGCGGUUUGCACGGCCGCGGGGACCAGCUGAAGAAUGACGAGGAUGCGUCUUCAGUUCUGCUAAUAUGAAACAUUAAAUCAAGAUUCGUUACUUAUAUUACAUUUGCAAAGUCUAUUCAAACUGCAAUUUAUCUCGCAGAAAGCUCGCUUUCACAUGUGUAUAAGCGCACACACCAACAAAUGAUAUUCUUGACGACUUCUAAUGAAUCAGGACUCCAGAAUUCGCCUUCUUGUUCAAUAUUAUUAUUAACAGAUGUUUCGUCCCAUGAGUUAUAAUAUUUUGUCAAGACUCGCCUGUGGACUGAAAUAUUUUACGGGAGGACAUUUCAAAGGACAUUUGAAAGAAUCUAAAGUCAAUUCCAUCAUAUUUUUUAAAGGGGUAAACUGUUGAAUAGAUAUAUUAUGUGUGUGUGUUUUAACGUUAUAAAAUCUAUUUACUCAGUAAAAAGUUUGUCAUCGCGUGAAGAGUUAUACUAAUUCCUGUCUGAGAACGAAAUUGAUCUCCGGACUACUUGACAGCAUCCUUAAUGGCUAAAUAUUUGUUUCCACAUCCUGCGGCUGGUCUUGCGUUUCGGGCCGCAACGAAGACGCAAACCACCGCGCGUAAAACUAUAACUAUCAAGCGAGGACGUAUUCUUUUUUGUUGCGCGAUUGUGAAUCAUAGUUAUGAAUCGUACAUAUUUGUUCCACUGGCCUAGGGAAGCUUUCGCGAAUACGUACGUGACGAGUUCUGCAAGCACGUGGGAGUUGACAGAUACAUGAAGAAACCUCCAAUCCGUUUAAAAGGAACAGCGAAUGGCUCCGAUAGCCUCCCUCGGCGAUAGGAUGUCACGACGAUUAUGGUAUGUGUUGAUGAUAAUUCGCGAUCAAUGUAUUCUAAGUGUACUAAUCGUACUAUCACGACGAACAGUUUGUAUAUGUAUAUAUAAUUACUCUUAUAAUCUAUUGAGGCAAGAAGAACAUUUAUAGUAAUGUGCAAAUGUGCUUGUGGUAGAGGCAAGAAGGAGUAUGCCCAUGUACGGACGUAACCAGAGAGAGAGAGAGAGAGAGAGAGAGAGAGAGAGAGAGGGAGAGAGAAAGUAUGUGUGUGUGUGUAUGUGUGUGUAAAAAAGGAGAGAUUUUGGUAAAAAGAGUCCGAUAAAGCCGACAAGAUUAUGAUAAAACCGAAAGAAUUACUAAAUAUUAUAAAUAUUAUAAACUCUCUUUGUGUACUAUAUGACUAAAAAAAACAAACAUACCUAUAAUUGGAGCGUUUUGGUAAGUGCGAAAGAGACAGAGAGAGAGAGAGAGAGAGAGAAGAGAAAGAGGAAAAAGAAGAAUGUGUGGAAUAGUGUGGUGUGUUCGACAUAAUAGUUUCUCAGUUGCUUUUGUAUUUGUACUUCGUUUUGGCUUGGCGAGAAAAUUCGAAAUACGAGUCGAGAUACGAGUUGAACGAUGCGAUCAUUAACCCAUGUACAUUCGCAAUCAAUGUCUUUUCUUCGUUUGGGACAAUGUAGAGAGGUUUUUUCGGAAAAUUUCCAUGAUUCGAUAUAUAUACACACAAACAAUUGACCUAUUAUUUAAUUUCUUUAAAAAUUUACUCCCUACAUUCAACACGUAUUCUUUUUAUACUUAUUAAGAGAAAACAUUUGUCUCUCUACAUAUUAUAUGUCGAUGGCUUUGGAUCAGUUAUUAUUAGUUAUUUAUUUGUUCUAUUCACGGACACAGAAUAAAUUGUUGUAAAGAGAAAUGUAAAUGGGUUAAUGUCUGUGCGCCUUCUUCGUUGCAUCGCACUGUAAUUUCCUUCUAUUGCAUCCCCCAUCCUUAUUGAUCAAAAAUCAUCGUGACCGAUCAUUUUUAUGUAUAGUAGGCGGCAGAACUUAUAUUUGUAUUAACGUAUAUAUCGCAUCUUUGCCUAAGAACAGUGAACUAUUUUGAAUUGUAACGAGAAAGGGCAAAAAAAGAAGGAAUAGAGGAAAGAAGAGAAGAGAGAGAGAGAGAGAGAGAGCGCAAGGGCGUGAAACGGCAAGAAAAAUACUUUCUGCCUGUUGAUCUGCAAUAAAUUGCAAAUAUAAUAAUUGUAUAAAUUAAAGCUAUCGUUCACACUUCUUAACAACGUUCGUGGUAUUACAAAGGUCACGUCGCACGAGACAAGCAACGUUAUUUAUAACUUUAUCUUCAUCUUGCCCUCCAUUCUGUGGACGAAACUGUGUAGUUAAAAAAAAAAUAAGUAAAAAAACAGUUGACGUGUGAUACGAAAUACGGUAUGGCGUUACAGCUCACUGAAGUUUCGACCCGGAGGAGCAGGUGAAAGUUACGAUUACGAGUUGUUUAGUGCAUUUUAUCAGUCGAAAAACUCAUUGUCUCGACGCGAGUAGCGCAAGCCUGCUUUGAGAAUAAAAAGAAGUGUAUUGCCGCGUGACGGUGCUGUUUAGACAUGUUUCGCGAUUGGAAAGAUAAUUACGGGAGGCUACGUAUCUUAAUUAAGUUCGCGCUUCGCAUUCGAUACUUGGUUCAUAUCGAUAUAGUGUCUCUAACCAUGCAUGCAACGAGGUUGAAAUGUACGUCGUCAUGGAAGCGGCAAGUCGAGAAAAACAAA
Molecule: messenger RNA, 10325 nt
Organism: Harpegnathos saltator (Jerdon's jumping ant)
Lineage: Eukaryota; Metazoa; Arthropoda; Insecta; Hymenoptera; Formicidae
Product: casein kinase I
Exons: 9
Coding region: 118-1452 (444 amino acids)
Biological process (GO): protein phosphorylation
Molecular function (GO): ATP binding; protein kinase activity
Source: RefSeq, a predicted model, not a curated record